UGUAAAUGGCGGGUGUUUCGUAAAUAGCUGACGGAGGAAAUUACCCACAUAACGAACUGCGUUAACGAAUUGAAGGUUAACUAGUCGUUCAUCAGAUAAACUGGAUGUUUACACAUGCAGACGUAUGUGUAAACGUUUUGAACACAUAUAUUCACCAUGGCUGCAGAAGAAAAAAGGAUGAUACAUGGAGUACAAGUUUUAUUCCCAUGUAAACCAUAUCCUUCCCAGUUCAGUAUGAUGGAAAAGGUGAUCAAGGGAGUAGAGAGAAAACAGAAUUGUUUAUUGGAAAGUCCAACGGGAAGUGGAAAAAGUCUUGCCCUUUUAUGUUCUGCUCUUGCCUGGCAAACAGCGGAAUAUGAAAAGAAAAGAAUUGCAGAAGAAGCACAUUCAGCAUCAGUAUCGGAUGAAUCAAAAAACUGUACCUGUCAGAAACCUAAGGAAUUGACCCCUCCAAAAAACAUGGACAAAAACGAUGAUAUACCUUCCACUCAGGAAGUGGUCCAGGCUGCUGCUGAUCUGAUUUCUGUUGGAGACAGUGAUGAUGGUGACUUCAAAGAUUCCUCCUCUACUAAGUUUAAAACACCUGGGAACUCUGAUAAGACAAAGCCUAAGCGGACCCACCAGAACAUCUCCUAUGAGGUAUCACCUCCUGUAGGAGGGGAAGAGAGUCGUGCUGACAAUACCAUGUGCUGUGCAUGUUCUUGUAAACAGGAGAUGUCCACAACCAAGAGGAAGUACAUAGUGCCGAAGAUUUACUUUGGAACUAGAACCCACAAACAGAUAACACAGAUUGUACGUGAGCUACGCAAGACGGCCUACAAGGAGGCAAGAAUGACCAUACUCGGCAGCAGAGAACAUACAUGUAUUCAUCCGGCCGUGUCUAACAUGAAGGGAAAGAAUGAAGGCUGUAAGGAACUACUGGACGGUCCUGGCUGUAAGUUUAAUGACCGUGUAAAGAAGGUGUUUGCCUGCCAAGGUUACAUCAAGGACCUCGGACUGACAGAGGCGUGGGAUCUGGAGGAUAUCGUCAAUGUGGGCCGGGCAAAGACUGCUUGUCCGUACUAUGGUACCAGGAGUCUGAAGAAGGAUGCCGACAUAAUAUUUUGUCCUUACAAUUACCUCAUAGACCCCAUCAUCAGGGAGGCAAUGGAGAUCAAUGUAAAAGACCAGAUCAUCAUACUGGACGAGGCUCACAACAUGGAGGACGCGGCUCGAGAGGCUGCGAGUCAGACCAUCACUUGUGACCAACUGGAGAAGGCUGUCAAGGAACUGAACGAAAUGAUUUCCUAUGAACUGAAGACGGCUGACCACCUGAGAAUAGUUCAGAUGUGUAAUGGUCUGAUCAAGUUUAUGGAGGAUAAUGAGGCCAGUCUUCAGCAGCAGUCUUAUGACCAGGCGUACAGAUGUUGGUCAGGAUACGACAUCGUAGCUCGCAUGGACCAACUGGGGAUCGGGCCAAAACACUUCUCAUACGUUAAAGCUGCCUACAUCAAGGUGAAGGACACAGAGGAUGAACCUAAGGUGUUUAAUAAUCAGGGUCAGGAGGUCAAACUGAGCAAACCUGUUCUCAUCACACUGGAGGCCAUUCACAAAGUAUUAGAUUACCUGUACAGGGAAGACCUCAAAUUUGUACCUGAUUACAGGGUUGCCAUUGUCAAAACAACCUCUUAUGUGUCAAGUAGGGACACGAACAACAGCUGGCUAAACUCCAGAAAACAGAGAGGAGGUAUGCGGGCAAUGCCGGUCACAGUCAACAGCCUCAACUUCUGGUGUAUGAACCCUGGUGUGGCAUUCUCCGAUUUCAAUGAUACAAGAAAUGUUGUGCUAACCAGCGGAACUCUGUCUCCAAUGUCGUCGUUUGAGUCCGAGCUGGGGGUGCCAUUCCCGAUAAAGCUGGAGGCCAACCAUGUUAUAGAAGAUAAGCAGGUUUGGGUAGGAGCUGUUGGCCAUGGACCUAAAGGUGGAUCCCUACAGGCUGUCUACAAAACCAUGGAAACAUUCAACUUCCAGGAUGAACUCGGCGAACUGGUGCUCAAGGUCUGUCAGAAGGUGCCACAUGGAGUCCUGAUCUUCCUGCCUUCAUACAAAGCGCUGCAGAAGUUCUCUGAGAGAUGGAAGAAUACUGGUUUAUGGGCAAAAAUUGAAAAGAAAAAGAAAAUACUGACUGAACCGCGCUCGUCAGACAAGGUUGAUUUUGAGUGCCUGAUGAAGGAUUUCUACAACACAAUAGACUGGUGCCAAGAGGAGGAUGGAGAGAUGGAUGGGGCACUGUUUAUGGCGGUGUGUCGGGGAAAGGUGAGCGAGGGACUGGACUUUGCGGAUAACAAUGCUAGAGCAGUGAUCACAGUUGGGAUUCCUUUCCCAAAUAUCAAGGAUGUUCAGGUGAAGUUAAAGAAAGAGUAUAACGAUAUGCACAGGAACACACGUGGAUUGUUGUCGGGGACCGAAUGGUAUGAGAUCCAGGCAUUCAGAGCACUGAAUCAAGCCCUGGGUCGCUGUAUCAGACACAGAAAGGACUGGGGAGCUCUGAUCUUAGCAGACGAGAGAUUUGUCAGAGACAGUCCCAGAUACUGCAAAGGUCUCUCUAAGUGGAUAAGAAACAAGGUGCGGCCAUUCCAGGGAUUCUACACAGCUAUGGACUCCCUCACCACCUUCACCGAGACCUGCAUCAGAGAUAUGCCAAAAAUUGAUCCAAAUAUGUCAUUCAUUCCUGGAACCCCUGUCACUCCUGGUCCUCAAGUCUCCCUGUCCCACCUGUCCCCAGCUACCUCCACACCAAUAUUAAAACAAGCUGCUAAACCGAAGAAGAACUUCUCAAUCUUCACGCCAAUCAAGCCAGGCAAGGGCAUUGUCAACCAAUCAAAUCAAAGCUUGCAAAGCACCAAUCAGGAGGCAUUUAAGUUGAUAUCACCAACAGAGGCCAGUCAACAGAGCUUAUACAAUCAAAAUGAAGGGGAAAAUGUGGCAACACCAGUUAUACUACCUGGAACCAAUGAGAACUUAGAGACAGUUGUGUCGACGCCAAAUCACAAAACAAACCUCAGCCUUACCUGUACAGACAGGCAUGGUCAGCAUUCUUCCCAACCGACUCCCAGAAGGUCCAAAUAAAAGUCAGGUUCGGCAACACUAUCUAAUAAUAGCAUGGGGGACUCGACAACUAGACAGGAUUCCUCCACCAAUCAGAGUGCUUCUAGCCUCAAUCUAUCCACUGAGAAAGUGUCGGACAAAAGUAGGAAUGAAAUCAGUGGAAACAGUGAAGAAUCCAAAAGCAGUAAAUUCUACAAGUUUUGUAAAUUGCCAGAAAAAUCAUUUGACAAAGUUGUGAAUAAAUCUGGAGAGUGUUCGGACUUGUCUUCUAAACGACCAACAACCCCCAACUUGUUUGAUGCAGACACACAGGCUGAUGAUGAGGACUCUGUUUGUAAACCAAUCACAGAUAAAACCAAACCGACACAGUAUAAUGAUACGAAAAUAAAAUCUGAAACACCUUUAAUUCGGAAACCCAUCUUUAGAAAAAAGAAUAACCCAGAAUCUGGAACAAAGAAAGAGGACAUGGACAAGGAAUCCAGCGAGGAUGACUUUAAAGUGAAGCAUAGAUCUGUAUCUGGGAAUGCUGACACUAAUUGUCCAGCAGAUAGGUCAAAGGUCGAGGAGGAGGAGACGCCACUGAAGACAAGGAGGCGAGGAACAAAACGCAAAAAUUAUAGUCGGUCGAAUACUUUAACCAGUAAACGCUCCAAAGGAGUCAACUUCCUGGACAAUAUAGACAGCUCUAAAGAAAACCUUCCAUCCGUUCAGUCCAGUUUGUUAUGUGGCAACUGUGGAAAAGUCAUCAUUCCAAACCUAAUAGAUUUUGAGAAGAGAUGGAGAACUCCUUGUUUCCUGAAAGGCCUGUCGCAUCAGGAGAACGCUGAAUAUAUCUACUGUGUGGUCACCAAACUAGACCAGCUUUGUCCUGUAGAAAUCAAUGUAGAAGGUAUAACAAUGAACUCUACAUGGUCCAGUGAGACUGGAUGUUGUGUACAAUACCUACGCUGUCGAGGCUGCUGUAAAGGAACAAAGAAAACAAGAUCGGACUCAGAAAUUAUUGGUGCCCAUAUUGUUAGUUCAUCGCAGGACAACAAGUUAUACAGUGUAGGACAGACCUGGCUUCUUUCAUCUGAAAUAAAAAUCAAGGAGGGUUAGAAAGGAGUCCAAAUUAGGAUUUUUCCUGAAGAUGUAGACUAUAUUUAAUGUGUGAUCAUCUACGUAAAACUAAAAAUGAACAUUUUUCAAGGUGUGAAGGUCACAUUGGUUUAUAGUGACCAGAAUCACAUUCACAGUGUAUUUCAAAACUGAUGCACCUAUUUAUGAAGAGGAGAACAGUCAUAGCACAACUCCACUGUUCCUGGUUAUAGUCCUGUUUCCAAUUGAAUAUCAAAUAAAUUAUUAUACCUUAUGAGUGUUCAUCUCUAGUCCAGAUCACUACUCGGAAGCUGUGCAUCGGAAUUGUGUUCAGUCUAAUGCUGACAUGCCUAGCUAGACAGCACAGUUAUGAUUGGGUUGCUGAGCACAAUUUCAGUAUUUUCUGUUAUCUAAGCUUUGCUUACAAAACUUGUUAAAUGUGUUUUAGAUUAAAAACAACAACCAUUUCAUUUAUGCCUAAACCAAAAAUUUGACGAAUCACAAUACAAAUGGCUAUUCUGAUAGGUCAAUAUUAUAGGUUAUAUCAUGCUUAUUUCAUCAGUUUAAUACACCUGUCAACACUUACUCUAUAGUACAGCAUCCUCAAUCCUUCUGGCUAUCAUUACUCUAUAGUACAGCAUCUUCAAUCCUUCUGGCUAUCAUUACUCUAUAGUACAGCAUCCUCAAUCCUUCUGGCUAUCAUUACUCUAUGGUACAGCAUCCUCAAUCCUUCUGGCUAUCAUUACUCUAUAGUACAGCAUCCUCGAUCCUUCUGGCUAUCAUUACUCUAUGGUACAGCAUAUAUCCUCAAUCCUUCUGUCUAUCAUUACUCUAUGGUACAGCAUCCUCAAUCCUUCUGGCUAUCAUUACUCUAUGGUACAGCAUCCUCAAUCCUUCUGGCUAUCAUUACUCUAUAGUACAGCAUCCUCAAUCCUUCUGGCUAUCACUACUCUAUAGUACAGCAUCCUCAAUCCUUCUGUCUAUCAUUACUCUAUAGUACAGCAUCCUCGAUCCUUCUGGCUAUCAUUACUCUAUGGUACAGCAUCCUCAAUCCUUCUGGCUAUCAUUACUCUAUAGUACAGCAUCCUCAAUCCUUCUGGCUAUCAUUACUCUAUAGUACAGCAUCCUCAAUCCUUCUGGCUAUCAUUACUCUAUAGUACAGCAUCCUCAAUCCUUCUGGCUAUCAUUACUCUAUAGUACAGCAUCCUCAAUCCUUCUGGCUAUCAUUACUCUAUAGUACAGCAUCCUCAAUCCUUCUGGCUAUCAUUACUCUAUAGUACAGCAUCCUCAAUCCUUCUGGCUAUCAUUACUCUAUGGUACAGCAUCCUCAAUCCUUCUGUCUAUCAUUACUCUAUAGUACAGCAUCCUCAAUCCUUCUGGCUAUCAUUACUCUAUAGUACAGCAUCCUCAAUCCUUCUGGCUUUUAAUUUUUGUUAGUUUGGAGAGAUCCCUUUCAAACACAGUACUUUCUGAGUGACCAUGAUUAGACAAUGUUUCAUUUUAAUAUUUUUGUUGAGUUGGACAUAAUAAUGCAUUUUAUUCAGCCUUGGUCAAAGGUAUAACUAAACAAAGCCUAUAAUAGACUUAUUAGACGUUUCCAAAACUUACCAUGGCAACACAAUCCUGGCUUUUGAUUGUUCUAACUUUUGAUAUUGGCUAUUUCAACCAAAUUUGUUAUACAGAAGAAUUAGGGGAUGCUGAACAUCAUUGUAUAGGUUUUGUUGCUAUGACAACCAAGCUGAAGCACAAAGUGACUUUGAUUGGUCGAUUAUGACCAAAUUUGGUGUAUAGGGCUAUAAGGGGAUGCCAAACAUCACUGUAUAGACUUUAUUGCCAUGCAACAAUGCUGAUGCAAAUAGUGGAUUGUAUAUUUAGGUGAAUUAGGCACAUAAAAUAAAUAUUGACCUCUGAUUGUUGACAUUCAAAUAUCGUUUGAAAUGGGGAUUGAAAAUCUAUUGUUUCAUUUGAAAGUUUUUCAAAACUGCAGAUUGUUGGUUUGUUUAAUACAGAUAGUUUACGUACUUAGAUUCAAUCGUUUUGUUGUUUUAACAUCUAAUAACAUAAUCAUGAUAAAAAAUUGUAACUUAUUUUCAAAUGGAACUCAUAGAUAUGGUACAAUUAGUUUUUCUAUGAGGGCAUAGUUACCAUAGUUACCAAGACUUGGGAUUCUUCCUUAAUCCUGAUUUGUUGAUUCACUUUUCCUAACAUUUGUUGUUAUCGUUUUCUAUGAUUAUGAACUGUUUCUGGUAAACACUGAAUUAACUGAACAUUCCGUUAUGAAUUUGUUAUAGAAUUCCAAUAUUAUGUUGAGGACAAUUACUAAGGGAUGUUUCCAGUGAUUGUAACAGGAAUUUGUUUUAUGAGCAUGAUACAUUGGUUUGUAGAUAAUUUUAUGUGUACAUAAGAGAUAAACUGAUCAUUUCCUAA
Pecten maximus is the source of this 6591-nucleotide messenger RNA. Its product is annotated as Fanconi anemia group J protein homolog. Gene Ontology annotation, molecular function: hydrolase activity, acting on acid anhydrides, in phosphorus-containing anhydrides; DNA binding; DNA helicase activity. NCBI's taxonomy places the organism in Eukaryota, Metazoa, Mollusca, Bivalvia, Pectinida, Pectinidae. Gene Ontology annotation, biological process: nucleotide-excision repair; double-strand break repair involved in meiotic recombination. The record is from RefSeq and is a predicted model, not a curated record. Gene Ontology annotation, cellular component: nucleus.